Trematosphaeria pertusa is the source of this 1342-nucleotide messenger RNA. RefSeq names its product iron reductase domain protein. The coding region runs from base 430 to 1068 and encodes 212 amino acids. The record is from RefSeq and is a predicted model, not a curated record. The transcript has 2 exons. Lineage: Eukaryota; Fungi; Ascomycota; Dothideomycetes; Pleosporales; Trematosphaeriaceae.
AGAUCUCAUCUAUAUCCUUUGUGCCCCUGGAUAGAGACCUUGAAAGCCAUAUCUCAAAGUCGGAGAGCCGACACCGCCUCCGCCAAUCCGAGGCAACGCAUUCCGGAUGACCUAUCUAUGCGCAAUAUCACGAAGGGAGGCGCUGAGCACGAGGCCAGCGGGAUUGACGCAAUGCUCAACAGUUUUCAAGAGAUGGCUAAGGUGUCAAUUUGGGACUUGAGGGUAUCAGCCAGGGCGAGAAUGAUGUCGGCGAAUGGGAAGAGCGGCAUUUGGCCGAUGCCUUGAAUAGAAGCAAGGAGAGAUAGGCUUCGAAGGCUAUAUAAGGGAUAGAAAGAGGAAGAAGUGGUAGGAUCUCAGAGUCUGGUUCAUAUCCUGUUCGUUGCUUUGUCUCUCUCCAGGCUCAGCUUUCUGUCUCCUCCUCGGAUCACCAUGAAGAUCUCCACCCUCUUCCUGGGCGGCCUUGCUUCCCUCGCAGCCGCCCAAACACCGGCUCCGUAUACCGAUGCCAAAUCGGGCAUUACGUUCAACUACUUCGCGCAUAGCUCCGGCUACUUCUUCGGCAUCGCUCUUCCGGAGAACAGCACUGGAAGCACCGACUUCAUUGCGACCCUGGGAGGGAAGGGCACGGGAUGGAGCGGUGUCAGCUUGGGAGGUGUCAUGUUGAACAAGCUAUUGAUCUUGUCGUGGCCCAACGGGCAGAGCAUCGUUAGCUCCUUCAGGAAGACUGCGAACUACGGCUCUCCCGCCGUUGCAACCGGCACCUUCACGCAGACCCCCAUCGCCAACGGAACCUACGUCAACGGCACGCACUGGACCUACACUUUCCUCUGCUCCAAGUGCAUUCUCUCCGACAAGACGACUUUUGCUUCCACAGAGACCGCGCCUAGCCUUGGCUACGCGCUCAAUGCGGCCGCGCCUGCCCAGAAGACGACUCCAAGCGCCAGCGUGACCAAGCACACUGCGCAGGGCCAGGUCGUGUUCGAUUUGACGAAGGCGAAGAGUAAGGACUUUGAUACUUGGAAGAGCUGGGCUGUGCCGCCGAAGGUUGCGAGGGAUUUUGAGGGCUGAGCAAUGCAAUUGGCUGAACCCGAGGUGCCGUGACAAGAGGUCCACCAUGUCCUUCGAAACAUAUAAGGCGGGGAGCGAAUAAAGGAUUUGGAAUAUAUUUCCUCCAAUUUGAAAAGAAAAAUCGCCCAUACCUCUUGCUCCCUGAGCAUCUUUCGUCCUCUUUCUGCCUCGCAAACCGGCCGAUCUUCCACAAGUAACAAUAUCAUCAACAAACAGCUGUGCAUUCUCUAAACGAACAACAAAGCCCAGACAGCUAGACGGUCUAGACCCGCCC